Zea mays is the source of this 7252-nucleotide messenger RNA. RefSeq names its product ubiquitin carboxyl-terminal hydrolase. Gene Ontology annotation, molecular function: cysteine-type deubiquitinase activity. Gene Ontology annotation, cellular component: cytosol; nucleus. NCBI's taxonomy places the organism in Eukaryota, Viridiplantae, Streptophyta, Magnoliopsida, Poales, Poaceae. The record is from RefSeq and is a predicted model, not a curated record. Gene Ontology annotation, biological process: protein deubiquitination. The coding region runs from base 5126 to 6784 and encodes 552 amino acids. The transcript is spliced from 17 exons.
GACUAUACGUUUUGCAUGUGGUGUAUGAUUUCGCAUAUGGUGUAUCUCUACUACUCCUUAAGAAAGGAGCGUAGGCGUGCACACCAACCCGUUCUGCCUCCGCUUCGAUCAUGGGGUGGUCGCGCUUUCGUCGCCGCCAUCAACGGUGUCGCUAUCUCCUCCCUAUCCGGCGUCCGCGAUGCUCGCCACCCCUCCUCCCCCACGCGUCGGACGCUCGCCAUGCUCGCCUCCCUCCCCUCCGGUCCGCCUCGCUCCCCUUCCGCCCUUCCGUCGCGUGCGCUUGGAAAAAGGUCCAGCAGCCCCAAACUCCCCAGCGGGGCCAUCUCGCCCACCUCUCCCUGCACGCCGGAUCCCCGCCGUCCCCACCAUCGCCUGUGUUGGGUCCGACCCAGUCCGCUCAUGCCUCGACGCGCAGUUCUCGCACACCGUCCGCGGCGGCGUCCGCCUCGCGCCGGUCUCGCACACCGUCCCGCAGCGGAUCCAAUCACGCCUCCUCACCCUCCGCUGCCUCCUCCCAUCCCCUCUCCCAUCGAAUCCGCGAUUCCGCGUCCACAGUGGAUACCGUGAGCUCGCCCCCGCCUCCAUGGCUCCAUCCUCCGCUCGCGAUUCCCCCGUGCCCGUUGGAAGGGGGUCACGGAUCCUCACACGGUUCCUGCUGCACUACCUCCGCGCUGCCACGCGCAGGCCGCCGACGCUUGAGCGGGAGGGCACCGCGCUCGCUGGCCUCGCGGACACGGCCGUCCACGGCAUGGCGCUCGUCGAGGGCACGACGUUCUCGUGCCGGGGCCUCUUCUGAGUGCUCCGGAUCGUGUCGGCGGUGGGGCUGAGCAGGGAGUGCCGUCACAAGCUGGAGCGGCUCAUGGGGCUGAUGCUGGUCCAGGCCACGCUCGACGACCUCCUUGUCUCCAGCGACGACGGCGGCGACGUGUACAUUGUCAACCUGGUCAUGAGGCUGGUCAGGGUGUUCGUGGCCUCCAAAGAGGAGGCAGACGCGCCGUCGGAGAGGAUGCGGAAGGUGGGGCGCCUGGUCGACAAGUACCUCGACGAAAUCUCGCAGGACCAGGGGCUGAAGGUGUCCAAGUUCCUCACCGUCUCCGAGAGCCUGCCGGACUCGGCCAGGGACUGCUACGACGGCGUGUACCGGGUGCUGGACAUCUACCUCAAGAUGGCAUAUCCCAAAACCGCUCUACUUACAAGGAUGGCAAACAUGCUCAUCCAAAUGAGUCUUCAGAACCCCCUUACUUUGGCUCAUCCGUGAGCAUUUUACAGAAGCAACCAGCCAAGGAACCCCAUAUGGAUGGGGACAAUCCGAAUGGCUCUGCUAACAGAGAUGAUUAGCGGCAAGGUAUCAUUGCAUCAAUUUGUGUAUUAUCUUGAGUAUACAUGGAUGUGCAUAGCCUGUGUGGAUUUUGUUCGCCAAAGCUUUGGCCCCAGUACGUGUUUGUUACCUCCACCAAUAUUCUGUAUGCAUUCAUCAUAUUGAAGCUAAAAAGUCAUUGUGCUUUUGUAGACCUGUGUUUUUGUAGAACACUUCUCUAUUUUAUCCAUUCAGAACAUUGUUUUAUAUUUAUCCAUUCAGAACUUGUGUUUUUGCCAAACACUUUUCUAUUUUGCAGUGAGCUUAACUGUCAGACUUUUGAUAGACACUUAUCCAAUAUACUAAUGCCCCAACUACUCUUGAAGUUAAAAAGUCAUUGGAUGGAGUAAGCAUCCCCAAGUAAUGCAUUUUACGAAUUUACUAAUUGCUAUUGUGGAUUAUCAAGCCUGUGAUAUGAAAUUACUUAUGCGACUUACUCUCCUUCAUAUAUUUCCUUCCCGAACAUAACGACGCCUGCCACAUGUCCAUAGCCUUUUUGCACAUAAAGAUUUGAAUAUCAAAUUUUAGUCGCACCACAACAGGUACUAGAAAGUGGUAUAGGCAGAGUCUUACCACUUCAUGUUGAUAAGUGUCAUAUGCUACAUUUUGCGGCUUCCUAUUGAUAAUGCUUCGAAGAUAAUAUUAACUAAGUAUCCCUUGUGAAUUGUGACACUGUUUUGUUGCUUUAAAAGGGAUUACACCAAUCCUGACCUUUUUGUCAACCAAAUAAUAAUUGAGGGGAUUGUGCAGGUAUGCUUCGUAUGUUCAUAUCUCAUGAUGUUUCACCCCCAACCCCAACCCCAACCCCACCCUCCCCCUUUUUAAUUUUUGUUGAUCUAACUCAAAGAAAAAUUUGCAGCCCACGAUAGGCCGGAGCCUAAGAGCAGCGUGCUUUUAGGAUUAGUUGAGAUUUGAGAACAUGCAAUAUGCUGUGACGGUGGAUGUUCUGCAAACUGUGUUUUCUGUUUUUGGCGCUGUUAAAAAAAUCACCAUGUUUGAGAAGAACAGUGGAUUGCAGGCUCUAAUAUAAUAUUCAGGUAUGUGCUCACCUAUGCACCCAACAAGGUAUGCUCUUGAUCUUGGUGCUGAAUGUUGCUGUUCCGCUGGUGCCAACAAAAGCUAGGAGGGUCUUGUUUGGUAUGUUUAAGUGUCUCAAGCAGACGGUGGUGAAUGGAUUGGUUGCAACAAAGCCUCCACCUGUGGAGCUGGAGAUAGACACAGAGUAUUGGCACAUAAGGCUAGGUCGGAAGAAAGAGAUCUUUUCCUUUGAGAAGUACAAAUCAUCAUAUAUGUCAUUUUCGUUCAUUCAAGUCUUUUAUUCCUAACUUCACUAAAUGACAUAACAUAUUUGUUGACACUCUAAAAGUGUUACCUCCCUUGAAGUUAGCUAAAAAUGCUCAAAUAAUCUGUUAGAAAAAGGUGAAAGCCCAUUUUCCCCUAGCCUCCUACUUCUUGUUUUUCUACUGAAUCUUCCAUAGUGUAGACUCAUAAAAUCAUCUUAUGCGGAUUCUUUAGCUUGAGAAGGACCUCAAGGAACAACAAGUUGUGCAAGGUGCAGUGGAAAACACUUUAGGGGCUGGUUCUAUCAAUUUGCUAUUAGAGAAUCCAAUACCAAAGGCAAAUUCUCUUUCCAACACACCAAAUCCAUAUGAACAAGGCAUCUCGAUUAUUGGGCGAACACUAUCGAAAUUCGAUGAAGAUGAUCUGAUUCCAUGUUUCGGAUUUGGAGAUGCAUCAACGCAUGAUCAAGACGUCUUUGUUUCUCUCCUGACGAGAAACCUUGCAAUGGAUUUGAAGAAGCUUUUGGACAAUGCAGGGAACUUGUACCACAUUUUCGUUUAGCUCGGAAGCUGCUAUGCCUUGUUCAUCCAUUUAAUUGCAUUGUUCAUAUGUGUUUACACUAAUUCUUAACAGGAUCAACACCCUUUGCACCAAUGUGAAGCAAAGUGGUGGACAAUACCACGUCCUGUUGAUAAUUGCAGAUGGGAAGGACGCCAUGGCAGCCUUGCCCCGCUCCCCCAACAGCGCCCGCCUGCCCCUUUCCUUGCGCGACGCGAGAUGGAUCGGCGAAUCCAUGGCAGCUUGGUGGAGCACGGCGUCCUUUUUGAAAAUGGUUUGGUCAUACACAAACUUGUGGGGUGAAAUUUCGGCUUCGGCCUCCUUCUGCGAGGUGGAUUUGGAUAGCGCGGCGCAGAAAAAUGGCGGCUUCAGCUCUCCACCUCUGCCGCCUCCCCAAGCCAUGGCGGGUGUGAAGCUUCAGCAGAGGCAGUUGCGCCCGAUGAGCCAUGUGGGACCUUUUACUGCGCCCUUCUUCUUCUACUCCCUUCUCGUUGCAUUCCUGUUCUUUUCGCUUGUGCGAAUGGCAGAGCUACGCCUACUAGGGUGCUGCCCUGUGUGCCCCACCCAGUACACAGUAUGCUGCUCACCAUGGCGCUGCGCUGUGACUCAGCAGAGUGGCAAGAUGCAAGGCUUGCCGAGCUGCCUAGCCAUUAUAAUGCUUGGUCCUUGAAUUGAAGUCAAUUGAUUUCCGAUUUAAUAAGGCACAGUUUGUUUGAGCUUCUGCUGUCGUCUUCACAUAUUUUAAUUUUUAAUGCAUGUGGGGAUUACUGAAAUUGUUGUGCAGACAUGUGUUUUGAGAUUGUGUGUUAUUUGUGCCUGAUUUUAUUGCACAGGCAGGGUGGUCUAUCUCAAAGAUUUUUGAAAGUUGUUUCUUAUUAUGGUCUCACGACUCUGCCAUAUAAACUGGUCUGUAAGCUUGUUGGUGCCAAUCUCAGAAGGUUUGUGUGCUGUCAUUAAAGGAAUAUCCAAAUUUUAACUUUGUUAAACUUUGUUCUCUGGUACAAUGUCCAGGAUGCUCUGGAACCUUACAUGAGAAAGAGAACAGUUGAACUUCACUGGGGUAAGCACCAUCAAGAUUACGUGGAUGGCUUGAAUAAGUAGCUGGCUACCAGCCCUCUGUAUGUAUAUACACUCUGGACGAUCUGAUAAAAGAAGCCCACAACAAUGGUCUCGAAUCAUCACUUUUUCUGGGAAUCGAUGCAACCAGAAGGUGGUGGCUUACCUGAGGGAGGUGUGCUAUAGCAGAUUGAAAAGGAUUUUGGCUUGUUUACUAAUUUUAGGGAAGAGUUUAUUCGUUCAGCCUUACAACUAUUGGGGUAUGGUUGGGUUUGGCUUGCUUUGAAGAGAAAUAAGAGAAAGCUUUCAGUAGUUCAUACACGAAACAUUAUCUACCCACUUGCUUUUGGUGAUAUUGUAUGUUCAUACACAAAGAAUGAUAUAGAACCACCAAAGAGUUGAUUGUAUAUUGAUCCUUUUUCUGCUUCAUAUAUCUGAACUCUACAAUGUGAGGCGUACAGCCCAAGGCCGAAGCCCACGUAUCGGUAUCGCCAGGCCGCCCGCAUCGACAUAUACCAGCAACCCAAGCAACUCCCCACGUUCUCUGUCCUUCCAAGACCCAGGCUUUCAGUUCCAGCCCCACCUCGCCUAGCUUCUCCCCUCCCCUUCCCAAACCCUACACCCCGGGCCUUCGCCGUCCCCGACUCACCGCCGGGCGCCGGCCACCCCCAUAGCGCAGCGCCGGCGCCGAACUGAACUCUUCCGUGCGGUCGGCCGCGCGUACGGCCACCCCCCUCGGCGCCGCCCGCCGCCUUUGAUGUCUCCCACCUGCGACCUCGGCUUCCUCUGGCCCCGGUCGCAGAAGAGCCCCCAAGAGGUCUCCCGAGCGGCCGCUUCCGGAGCCCAGCGAUUGGCCUCCCCACGGCAGCCGAAAUGAGCGGCGGCGAGAAGAUGUUGCUGUUUGGGUCCUUUACAGAGGACGAGACUAAGUUGUUCCAGGGUCAGCCUCUCAAAAGUCCAAAUAAAAGCGUCAGCAAAGAAUGUGAACGGACGGAGAUCCAGUUUGGCACCCUGAACUUUUCAGUGCUGAGUUUAGAGAAGGUAUCUACUUCCAGUGUUGUUCUUCCUGCAAAAUCAGCAAACAGCGAGACCAGUGCCAUCACAAAGGAGAAUACAUGCAGUAAUGAAAAGAAAGCUGCAGGAUCAAGCCUUCCAAAUGGCAGAGCCAUUCUGGCUAAUGGAUGCCCCCCUGUUAAUGUUCCUGCCAACAAUGAUUUAUUUGAGAAUGUGAAGAAGACAGAAGCUGUUGUCCCACCAGUUGUGCCUGUAAAAAGCAUCAGCAAUCCAACACCACAAAUGACAUUGGAGGUGCAUAACGAUGGCACCGAACCCACUCAAAGCAGAAAGUUAGACAAGGAAAGGGAAAUUACUGAAAAUGGUAGCCCAAUUGUCGAUACACCCAUUGCUGCAGCUCCAGCAGAAGAGGCAGUCACAAACCUAAAUAAGAAAACCUCACAGAACAUGCCCUUGAUUCCACAAGGCUUGAGGAACACAGGAAAUAUCUGCUUUCUGAAUGCAACUUUGCAGGCAUUGCUUUCAUGCUCGCCUUUUGUCCACCUUUUACAGGAUCUGAGGAACCGUAGUAUACCUAAGUUUGGCUACCCAACUCUGCGUGCAUUUGUUGAGUUGAUCUCUCAAUUCGAUGUGCUUGACGAGUCAGUUAACAAGAAAAAAGAGAAGGCUACUACUGUUGCUGCAAAGCCACUUAAUCCUGCCAUGUUUGAUGAUGUUCUCAGAAACUUUACACCAGAUGUGCCGGCUGGAAUAACUGCUCGGCCAAGGCAGGAAGAUGCUCAAGAGUUUUUAAGUUUUGCCAUGGAUAGAGUGCAUGAUGAACUGCUGAAGCUUAAUGGUAAUGGUUUGGAUUCAAAGGAGGGUAUGGUUGUUUCUUCUUCUGCUGAUGAUGCUUGGGAGACAGUUGGAAGAAAGAACAAAUCUGCAAUAGUUAGAACACAUAGUUUUGUUCCCUCUGAGCUAAGUGCUAUUUUUGGAGGGCAGCUACAGAGCGUUGUGAAAGCUGCAGGUAACAAAGCAUCAGCUACUGUUCAACCCUUUCUACUGCUUCAUCUUGAUAUAUUCCCAGAUGCUGUUCAGACACUUAAUGAUGCACUUCGUCUGUUCUCUACCCCUGAAUCUUUGGAAGGAUACAGAACCACUGCUGGAAAGGCUGGUUUGGUGACAGCUAGAAAGUCAUUCAAGAUACACGCCCUUCCAAAGAUAAUGAUCCUGCACUUAAAGAGGUUCAGUUAUGGAAAUAAUGGGAGCACUAAAAUCUACAAGCCACUCGGCUUCACAUCUGAACUGGUUCUUAGUCGUGAUCUGCUGAGCUCACCAUCACAAGAGGGUAGAAAAUAUGAGCUUGUUGCAACCAUCACUCAUCAUGGGAGGGACCCUUACAGAGGUCACUACACUGCUCAUGCAAAGCAUGCCGACGGGCAAUGGCUUCGCUUUGACGAUGACGCUGUUGUGCCCGUUGGCGAGAACGAUGUCUUGCAUGACCAAGCAUAUGUUCUCUUCUACAAACAAGUCUGAAAGCACUACGUAGUUGAUUAGUUGCUCUUUCGUAUCGCCGUUGCUUAAACAGCCAGAUAUACCGUCUAACUAUCGUCCUAUUAAUGUAGUCACCGAGUAACAGCAGCAGAGUAUUAUGUGAAGCACCCUGGUGCUGCACGUGUUUAUUAUCAUAUGCUUGGUCAUGAUGUGGCGAGAGGGGGGAUUUGUCUUCAGCCCAUUUUGAGGUUCUGUAAAAAUUCAACUGUCAUCAUUGCAAUGAGCAGCGAAGUAAUCAUGGUCAGCCCUGUCGCUGGCAGCUGCCGAAAUGGGUUGUGUGCAUGUGGCAUGCCGUGGUUGGCAAUUGGUUGUUGAGAAGACAUUGCCAUUAGCUUAGCCAUGUGCCGUGUCUCUGGGAGUGUCAAGAGGUGCAGGGCAAUGUUAGCUGGUGUAUGUGCCUUGCAAGCAUGACUAGCAUGUUAUAAAAAGCUUCGAAUUAUUCGUUUUGAA